Messenger RNA from Folsomia candida, 2114 nucleotides. RefSeq lists its product as uncharacterized. NCBI's taxonomy places the organism in Eukaryota, Metazoa, Arthropoda, Collembola, Entomobryomorpha, Isotomidae. The coding region runs from base 586 to 1401 and encodes 271 amino acids. The record is from RefSeq and is a predicted model, not a curated record. The transcript is spliced from 6 exons.
GUCAAUUAGCAUUUUAGUCGCGUCGCAUACCUAUUUAUUUCCUUGUCAGAGAGGGGACAAAACCAUCUCAAUAUCUGCCCAUCCAGCGCGAUUAGAUAGAUGGUUAUCACCCCCACCACGAAACAAAAUUCGGGCGAACAAAAAUCAUGCAACGAUUACUACGAGACAAAACGGGAAACGUUUCCCAAUCCAGGUUUUGUGCUGGAGGAGAUAUCAGCAAAUUUCUUGUCUCAAUUUCUCAAAAUUUCAUAGCGUUCUACUUCAAAUUCCUGAAAUUUCUGAAAGCUGAUAAUCAACAUUUUUCCCCUGGAAUCGACUUUCUCUUUUCAAUUUCUGAAAAUUUUAAAUCAUUUUCCAAAUAUUUGUUCCUGAAAUUUCUUAAAGUUGAACUUCAACUUUUUUCCCUGGAAUCUAUUACACCGACUUUCUCUUUUCAAUUUCUGAAAAUUUCAUACCAUUUUAAGAAUAUUUGUUGCUAAAAUUUCUGAAAGUUGAACAUCUACUUUUCCCCCUGGAAUCUAUUACAACGACUUUCUCUUCUCAAUUUCUGAAAAUUUUUGGGGAAUUGCAUUUUUAACUUGAAAAAUGGGUGAUCCCGAGGCGAAAGGAAUGAUGAUAAAUCCCGUGAUUUCCACAAUAUCUGGCCCUUUGUCCCCACAACUUCCCCCCGCAACGAAUAAUAAGAUCUCCCCCCUCAACACUACAAAGUUUGGCUGCUCACCAACCUACAUUUGCAGCGUGCCUGGAUUUCUCAGACUUUUGAAUAUUGCAUUCGGCUUUAUCGCAUUUGGUCUUUGGUUACCCGGAUAUCCGCAUGAAUUUCUCGGAGAACGGAUCAACCAACAAACGGGCGACACUGAAAAAGGCUAUGGAAAUGGAUGGACACGCGAACCUCUCAACCAAUUUGUGCUGGCAGCGAUUCUAAUCUGUUUGGGAGCUUCGUGCGUCAUGCUUAUCGGGCUCGUCAUCGUCAAACAGGCAUCCGUCGAUUGGAACAGAUUCAACAAACUUCUCCAUUUCGGGCUCGCCGUGUUUUGCUUCAUCGCUGCGAUCUGCUCCAUUUUUGGGGUCUGGUACUUCAACGAGAACUGCUGCCACGUGUCGAUGGAUUGGGAAGGAGUCGGAUUGUCAUUCUCGCUUUCUGCGGGUGAGACGAACUACGUGCGACACUGUUACUGCUACUUGACCAAGUACCUCAACGUUGGCGACCAGUUCCAGUCCUCCGUCCGCGAAACCAUUCUCUACGAAGCCACCAAACACCCCGACGUUUCCGGCUUCGAUCACCACUGGACUUUCAUGGCGCACGACUUGGAUCCUCAUUUCGCAGCCAUUUUUAUCCUCUUCCUCAACUCGAUCUUCUACUUUCUCGGAUUUCUCUUCUCAAAGUCAAACAAGGUCUAAAAAAAACAAGAAUUACAAAAUUGGGAACAUUCAUAUUAAAAUUGGGAGAAAAAUCAAAACCCAUCAUCGAAAAAAUUGCAAUUUUGCAAGGCUUAAAACCUGAAAAAUUCUAGGAAACUAAUUCGACGACAUAUGUGGAAAUUUUUCAAUAUUGGAAACUUCACAAAAUUUGCAGACAUCAAAAUUAAACGCACCAUUGCAAAAUUUAAAAUUUCACAAAGCUUAAAACCUGAAAAAUCCUUAAAAACAAUUACGAAAAAAUCACUAUUUUACUGCUGAAAAUUUCAUGCAAAAAUUCCCGAGUGAUCCAAUUUCUUCACUAAAAUUCCCAAAAUUCGACGCCCAAUAUGAAAAAAAUCAGUAUUUUACUAUAUCAUAUUUCUAAAAAGAUUCAUGUCCAUCUGCAUCCUAAUUUAUCUCUAAAUGCAAAUUUUCAAAUAUUUUUCGUAAUAUAUUUUAAUUGACUUUAUUUUCCUAUCUUCACGAUUAGCAUCAUCAUAUUGAAUAUUUUGAAUCGGGUAGUAUUUAUUUAUUUAUUUAUUUAUUUAUUUAUAAUAUUAUUUCCAACUUUUAAAUAUAAUAUUUUGGAUCACGCUGAAUUAUACAAUUUAAGGUUUGUAAUAAGGUAAAUCGUAAUCAUAUAAUUAAUUAAGUUUAAUUAUAUAUUUAAAUAACUAAAGUAGUUAUAAAUCGGUGUGUAAUUAAUUAUACAA